AUGGAGAAUUCUCGCGAAGAGCCAGACAAAACGGGCAUCGUGCAUGCCGGGAGUUUGCCAGACCUUGUUGACGAGAACGGUAAUGUCGUUCUAGAUGAUGUGGCUCAGAUACAUGCAGUCAAGCGAGCUUCAGAAUCGGUCCUUGGAAAUUCACUGGCUCAGCCCAUCCAGGAUAACAAGCCUGAUAGUCGGAGCGGCACUGAAGAGUUGGAAACCCACCAGACCACCGAGGUUACUGAUGAGAUCUCGGACAUUGAGAGCCUUCCAUAUGGAGUCAAGCCUAACCCAGAUGAAGAAAGGGCUCUUGCUCACAUGGAACUGGACAUUGAUGUGACCAAGACAAAGAAGAAGAAAAGACGACCCAAGACAAAGAGAGGCCUGGGCGCACCAACAGGCUUCGAACCCUUCUUCGCCGAUGCACCGCUCACACCCGAUGAAUCCCAGGAGAUCAAGAAGAUCUAUGACCCGCGAUAUGAUGAGGCCAUCAAGCGUUUUUUAUUUAAACGCCGCCUUGAGCCACGCCGGCGUCAUCUAUUCCUCAAGUACCUGCAGUACGGGGGUGUGAACAUCAACCAAAAGUACGGCCAAGGUGUGUCUCCACAAGAGCUAAAAGAAAUGACCAAGGAAGAAGGUAUGGAAGCUCGCAACUAUACCGUCGUCUCGCCGGAAUGGGCUACUGAGGGGAACAUCGCUUUCGAUACGGUGCUCAAGGGUUAUCUUGGAGGCUACUACCUGGACUACUUCAGUCCCGACGAUGAGGGUGAAAUCAUGGUGGUGACCGGCACAAUCAAGAACUUCCUCACUUUCCUCCUCUACCAUGACGUCUGCCCCGAGUACCGAGACGACAUUGAGAAGGCCAGAAACACCUGUGAUUUAGCUGCAAAGGAGUUAUGGAAAGCACGCCAAGUCGUACAAAACGGCCCGGGAGACUUCAAUAAGGCCUGUUCCAUGCUCUUCGGUGGGAACUACUUCGACGAUAUCGACGAUCCGGAGAUAUGGGAAACCUUCGCGGAACAGAACAGAAUGACACAGGAGAGUGCUCGAUGGGUCCUGAAGUACGCUAUAGCCGCGGUGGGACCGGAUGCGCGCGCCAUCAGGUUUAAAGAGCUUGCCGAAACAGAGCAAUUUAAGGUCAAGCAGGUUGAGGAUAUCGAUGGCUUUGAGAUCAUCUCUAUUGAACAGCCAAACCCCCUCACUGUAGCUUUCUACAAGGACAUGGCUCCCAAUCUCACACCUGUCGGCGUGGUUCGAGCAAAGGAGUUCCGUGAUCCUGCAAAAGGCGAAUUCAAUCUUUCGAAGCUUGAAGAGGAGAAGUGGAAACGUGGUGAAGCUCCUAGCUACGAGUUUGACUUUUUAGUGGAAGGAGACUUGCUUGCACACUGCUUCCUGGGCAUGAAAGCUCUUACCAAAGUCUUCGAGCUCAACUGUGGCAUACACUUCUUUGAUGAGAUCAUGGUUUGCCUGCCUAGCUUCUACGUCUUCCUUGCAAAUGAUCUUAUGAUUGACUACAAGGGCCCAAAGACCAAGGAGCCCACUGACAAAUGGAUCAUUAUGAGAGCCGAGCAUAGGAAAGCAAUGGAACAACUUGCUGGGCCCAAGCUUUCCGAUCGUGAACAAGCUCGAGCCUUGCUGAAAGACGUGACUCCGGGUGCAGACUACGAUGCAGCAUUCGGUAAAUGGAAGCCCAUUCCCGCCGACACUAAGCUAGGCUUUGAGUACGAUGUUGUUCCCCAGCCUGGUGUUCGGGCAGAGGAUGAGAUGGGUAUCAUAUUUCCACAAUACGAUGGACAGAAGAAGAAUGAGGACGAGAUAAUCGUGAAGAACAUCUCUGAGAAAGGUGGAAUCACCCAGGGGGACGAUACUGGCCAGAUCAAGCCCAAGGAAUGGUGGACGCCCGAGCAGUGGUGGGGUGGUGAGGAGUGGUAUGGCCUCAUGAAGGAGUGGAAGCCUACCAGGACACCCUCCGAGCAUUGCCCUGAAAAGAAAACAAUAGUCAAGGAAUGCUUUUCCUCCAGCAAGAAGGAGGAAAACUUUGACCAGGUGAAUGCAAAUCUCUGUUCGCUAGAACAAUUUAUCAAGCGAAUGGACGCUGAAAUGAAGGAGGAAGCCGAGUCCCUCACCGGGAAGGAAAUGGGCUCGUUUUCCAGAUGGCUGUCUUUUGCAAAGUCUCACCUGAAAAACGAGAAAUUUCAAAUGAUGAAAUCGCAGGGAUCUGUCCAAACGGAGCCUCCAAACGAGAAGACUUCUAAGAAUGAUCUUGAGAGAAGCAUGCAAGUGGAUGGAGCUAAUAACAUAGAGUAG
Messenger RNA from Penicillium nucicola, 2301 nucleotides. RefSeq lists its product as uncharacterized. The coding region runs from base 1 to 2301 and encodes 766 amino acids. Lineage: Eukaryota; Fungi; Ascomycota; Eurotiomycetes; Eurotiales; Aspergillaceae. Gene Ontology annotation, cellular component: ARC complex. The transcript has 4 exons. Gene Ontology annotation, biological process: regulatory ncRNA-mediated gene silencing. The record is from RefSeq and is a predicted model, not a curated record.